AACCAGUUCCAAUCGAGACUUCGAGGUAGUGAGUUCGCGUCAGUUAGUAUGACACUUCUCACGUGAAAUCGUGAUAUUGUGCGGUGUAGUUCGGUUUAAAUUUCGUCAUAACCAUGAUGGAAGACCCGACACAAGUGUUGUUUACAGAGUUACCAGUGCCCUUACUGUCGACAGCCGCGUUUCUUCGGCACCACACCAGGUACCAACCGUACCAUCUCCCUCAUAGGUUUCACAUUCAAGAGUUUGUCCAACAACGGACCUACGAGGAAGAACAAACGGAACUCGACUCUGGAAAGACGCACAUUUCCUGUCUUUAUCCCGAGAUCUUAGCUAUUAUCUUCAGCUAUUUGGACGUACGAGACAAGGGAAGAGUAGCUCAAGUGUGUACUACAUGGAGGGAUGCUGCUUACCACAAAUCGGUCUGGAGAGGAGUGGAGGCUAAGUUACAUUUACGUAGGGGAGCGAAUCCGUCUUUAUUUCCAUCUCUGGUGAGACGAGGGAUCAAGAGGGUUCAAGUCUUGAGCUUAAGGAGGUCACUGCGAGAUGUUAUUCAAGGGAUCCCCAACAUGGAGUCCCUAAACCUCAGUGGCUGUUACAACGUGGCCGACGUGGGUAUCACGCACGGUUUCUCCACUGAAUGUCCAUCACUCACCCAGCUGAACCUUUCCCUGUGUAAACAAGUUACUGACAACUCGUUGAGCAGGAUAGCGCAACAUCUGAAGAACCUAGAAGUAUUAGAGCUGGGUGGGUGUUGCAAUGUCACUAAUACCGGUUUGGUGCUCAUCGCCUGGGGACUAAAGAAGCUUAAGAGACUGAAUUUGAGGAGUUGCUGGCAUGUUAGUGACCAAGGAAUAGGACACUUAUCCUUCGCGAACCAAUCUUUGGAGUAUUUAGGACUCCAAGACUGCCAAAGACUUUCCGACGAAGCCCUGAAGUAUGCAGCAGCUCUAACCUCCAUAAAAUCUAUAAAUUUGAGUUUCUGCAUCAGCAUUACCGACAGCGGACUAAAACAUCUAGCCAAAAUGACCAAUCUUCGUGAACUAAACCUUCGUUCCUGUGAUAAUAUCUCUGACAUAGGCAUGGCCUAUCUAGCCGAGGGAGGUUCUAGGAUAUCAUCUUUAGACGUCUCUUUUUGUGACAAAAUAGGAGAUCAAGCUUUAGUGCACAUUUCGCAGGGACUCUUUAACCUGAAAAGUCUAUCACUUAGUGCGUGCCAGAUUUCGGAUGAAGGUUUAGCUAAAAUUUCGAAUACGCUGCACGAUCUUGAGACGUUAAAUAUCGGACAGUGUAGUAGAGUGACUGAUAAAGGUUUAACGAACAUAGCUGAAGCGCUUACUAGGUUAAAAUGUAUAGAUUUGUAUGGUUGUACCAGAAUAACCACCGUAGGACUUGAAAAAGUAAUGAAAUUGCCUCAAUUGAGUGUACUUAACCUCGGAUUGUGGCAUGUUAGGUGAAACGCGUUCCUUUAGAUAGCUAGAAUUUUUUAUACAAAGCAGUACAGUGGAGUUGUGUACAAAUAUACGAUUUACGCAAAUUUUGAGUGUCAUCUAUUACUACCAAUCAGUUUUUUGUCAUUCUUCCUCAUUGCGUCCAGUUAGAUUGAAUGACAUAUUUUUUGUUUUGUUUCAAACAAAAUAGGAAACUUAUGUUAACUAUUUCGCUAGUUCUCUCCAUUCAUGAGAUUCUGGAUUACAUUAAUUAUUUUUGCUGAUUAUGGCUCGAUCUAGUAACAGAAGAAUCUGUAAAAGAUGGUAAAAUAUUCUUUCUCAUAGGGGCAACGCUUCAGUUACUCUACUGAAUACCUUUGGAUACAGAAUCCAUAAUAUUUAUCCACAUAUUUAUACACGACUUCACUUGUUUACUGUUUUGGUUUUUGAGAAGAAUUUAAGUUUUACACAACUCCAGAAAUCUAUUAUAUAUUUUUAUAUAAAUUAUUUGAAGGCAUUAAUAAAGACUAAGUUAUUAUUACCGACGAAAAGUAAAGUUUUUUCUCUUAUAUACAAAAUAAUUGCUUGUCAAAUUUAAUUGUUAGAUUUCGGGUGUGUUUUUUAUUAGUCUUUGAGCUCUGUGAACAAAACAAUCAAUCUUAUCAACAAACAAUCUUAUUAUUUUCCAACAUCUUAAGUACUACAUUGAUGGAUAUAUGCUUUCCAAAAGUCUUUCCAUAUAUCGCGCUAUUACAUUAUCUUAUCAAUAUGCCUUCAUGUACAUCUUCUUGUCUGGUUGUGCAUCUUUAAACAUUACGUCUAAGCACAUAAUAUUAAAAAGUAAAGGGUACAGUACACAUCCUUGUCGCGCUCCUCGUCCUCUAUUUCUUUAGUUUUUUGUUGAUCUACUCGUAUUAUGGCUUCUGAUUUCUGUUUUCCGUAAUACGUUUGCAAGUCUAAUGUAUUGUAUUUUGUCGAAUGCUUUCUCAAAGUCAACUAAACAUAUGAAUAGAUCACAGUUGACAUCUUGACACCGUUAUCAGUGUUUGUACAGUAAUUAAUGCCUCUCUAGUGUCAAAGCUUUUCUAAAUCCCAGUUGGUUUCGUGAUAUUUCAUCAUCUAGUUUUUUGUAGUUCAUGCAUCGCUCGUAAGAAGACUUGUUCAUCAAGCUGAUCGUUCUAUUUUCUUCACAUUUUAUUGCGUUGGGUUUUUUGGGUAUUGGGAUCAAUACAGAUAUUAGCUAUUCUUUCGGAAUUGCCCCAGUAUCCAAUAUUUCAUUGAAUAAUUCUAUAGAUUGAGUACUGAGCGAAUUAACGGAAUCAUAGACUGUUUUAAUAAAAGUUUAUUUAGAAAAACAAUAUUUUGAUAAAUCUAUUAAGGUAAAGCUUUCACCUCGAAACCAAACCUGAAUAAACGCGCCCAUCAUUUUUAUUUUUGUAGUACAGUCGGUUUUGCCUAGUCUAGCUUUGCAUAUGGCCAUUACUUUUCAAUUGGGUUGAAGUCUGGCGAAUUACCGGGCCAAUCUAAAACAUUAAUCUUCUUAUUUUUGAAAAAUUCCAACGUUUGCUUUGGCUUGUGACAAAGAGCAGAGUCCUGUUGAAGCAUCGCUCCUUCUUGAGGCUGACAUUUUUGGACUUCUGCGUCAAAACGCUGUUCCAACUGAUUUAUAUUUUUGGCUGUUCAUGAUGCCUUCGAUUGGUACCAAACAUCCAACCCCCAUGUAUGAAAAACAUCCCACAACAUUUUUUUGACUGGAUGUUUUACGGUUUGAUCAAUAUGAGAUGGUGUAAGAUUUUCAUUGUCAGACUUUUUGAUGAAUUUCGACCGCUGUCCCUGAACUAUAAAGUUAGUUUCAUUUCUAAAUAGUACUUUUCUUCAGUGGUCUACAGUCUAAUUAGAGUAUUUUUUGGUCACAAUAGCCUUUGUUUCUUCAUUAGUUCGGUUAGAAGCUGUUUUUCCUGUGAAUGUAUCGUCCUUCCACCAUUCUCCAAACGUCUUUUCCGAACAAUUGAGUCAUAAAUCACUACACCUGAUGCUGCUAGAUAUUAUUAGAUUGUUUUUCUUGGGUCCAAUUUGCUCUUUUGAAGUAAAAAUCUUUCAUCUGUUGAUGUUGUUUUUCUCUCUCGUUCGCAUUUUCCUAACCUUCUCACAUCUUUUGAUCCCGUUUCUCGUUAACACUUCAAAAUCUUGCUUACUACCCCGUGAAUCACUCCACACCUUCUUGCGAUUUUUCUUUGUGACAUAGAAGUGUGUUCACAUUAAAAUGAUAAUCUUUUCACACUUCCUAGGCAUAAUAUAAACUCAUUAAUUACAGAAAACAACACAAAAUAGUACAAAUCAACACAAACUUGGUGGGAAAUGUCCUAAAACACGGUCAAAUAAAAGGCAGAGAAAAGUAGAAUUAUGUUUUCAGUGCUUGGUAAGUUGUAAAUGUGUGAACAGUGUUGCCAACUGUGAGUAAUGUCACAAUGGUUCCAUUAAUUCGAACAAAAUAUGGCGAUACAAUAUAUCCAUGUCUAAUGCUCGACUUUGAGCCAUUAUAAACAGUUUGGUAUAUCUUCCCAAAGCAAGCUUUUUUUGUAUAUUUGAUAUAAUUUUAACAAUAUUAAUGCCUCGAAUAAAUUUAAAUAUAGCGACUGUUCUGGAUUUGUGAAAAUUUCCUGUGAUUAAUUUUCAAAAAUUGUAUGAUGAAAAAUUAAAGCAUUGGUAUUGAGAUGUGCACAUUCCAAAAAUGCCCGCUGCAGAACUGGAUAUCUAGUGGAAACGCAUUCUGAGCUGUGAUAGAAUAAAAAACGAAUGACGUAACGUAAGAAUAAGGUGAUUAUUUAUAAGUUUAUCAGGUAUGAGAUGUUGUUACAUGGCUUGGUUAUACUCAUUUGGCGAACAGAAGGCAAAUAUUUCAAAUAAUUAUAAUGUUUUUGUUUUACAAACGAUGACACGUAACUUUCGAUCAUCACAUCUCAUUUUCAAUCACAUUUUCAAGGAGAUUUUAAUUAUUUAACUAAAGAAAAGAAAUGGGAUUUAUUUUUAACAUUGAUCACAAUUAUCUUAUCUUUUAUCGUUAGUAGAAACUCAUAAUAAGAUCAUUCAUAUCCUGAGACCGGACCUGAACUUUUUUGUUGGUUUUUUUUUAUUAAGUAAUAGAAUUCGUAUGAUUUUUAAUAUAAAAACACAUGGAAAUAUUUCUAAAUUUUAUUUUUUUACUAAAUGUGGAAAAAAAACUUGUCCAUUCAAAAGGACAUCAGGAUCGCAUCAAUACAAAAUUACUGUAAAUGAAAUUGUUUAAAGCAUUUGCUAUUUCUCGUUAAACAUAAGAAUAUGUCUUUACAUGUACUAAAAACUUUUGUUUUACCCUUACAUCUAACAGAAUUUUUUAACUCGGAUGCCAUUGCAGGAAUGUGUUGUAUCUUUCUCUUAGUAGACGUUGGAAGUAAUGUUCUAGGUUUGUAACUGUUUCUACAAGUUAGCAGUGAUAAAAUCUUCCCAAAAUCAGAAUUUUCAGAAAUGUUAUCUUUAAGGAGCAACUCAGAAACAGCUACUUUAAACUCCAGGGACUUCAUAACAGUUUUACUAGCGUCACCAUGUUUAUGGCCAUCUCUGUAUAGAAUCCAGAAUUGGCAAUGUACAGCAGGAGUGUGACGUCACGACUGUCACAUUGUCAUUAUUACUUUCCAAACAAAAGUUGAAAUGUCAAAUCUCAAGACAUUUUAAUUUCUAUAAAGUUAACAUUUUGCUUCCUCUGUUGCUUUUUCUUGUAAGUAUAGUGUUUUUUACGUUAAUACAAUCAUAAUUCAGAGUUCAAUUUCUAUGAAAUAUAGUUUAAAAAUUUAAAUUAAAGAAAUUCUAACCUUACUUUAUUGAUACAUGCAUUUUAUUGCUAUUAGCAUAAAACAAUGUGCUUUGUUAUUUACACAACCUUGUAAAAUUGUUGUAGUAACUACAUAUAUAAUACAUAAAUAUUGCAAAAAGCGGAAAGAUUCUAU
This is a messenger RNA of Diabrotica balteata, 5410 nucleotides long. NCBI's taxonomy places the organism in Eukaryota, Metazoa, Arthropoda, Insecta, Coleoptera, Chrysomelidae. The record is from the annotation of a GenBank genome assembly.